AUGAAUCAACGACAAAGGCUACAAAGACAACAACGAGGCUCUUACGUGAAAAAGGCAUGCACAAGUUGUCAACAAAGACAUGUAAAAUGUUCAGGAAAAGCUACUUGCGAACGUUGUACAUUAUAUAAUAUUGAGUGUACGUUUAUUGAAUCGGGUAAAAAACGUGGGCCAAAAACGGACAGUAGACUCUUAGAACAGGACAUUCGUAACGAUUCUGAAAGUAGCUUUAAUGAAACAUCUAAUGCCAUGCAGAGUGAUACAUCACCUCUACUAUUUCUACAUGGACAUCAAUUUAACGCUCAGCUACUAGAAAAUAAUAUUUUUGAUCCUAACUUUUAUCAAAACACUCACACCUCUCAAGAAAUCAAUCACUUUCAUGAUCAAGAAUUUUAUGCUUAUAUGAAACGA
This is a messenger RNA of Scutellospora calospora, 408 nucleotides long. The record is from the annotation of a GenBank genome assembly. NCBI's taxonomy places the organism in Eukaryota, Fungi, Glomeromycota, Glomeromycetes, Diversisporales, Gigasporaceae.